Molecule: messenger RNA, 474 nt
Organism: Emiliania huxleyi CCMP1516
Lineage: Eukaryota; Haptophyta; Isochrysidales; Noelaerhabdaceae
Exons: 1
Coding region: 1-474 (157 amino acids)
Source: RefSeq, a predicted model, not a curated record
AUGGGGACCAACAUGGAGAGGGUCUACCUCGCCUAUCGCAGGUCAGUCUUCUGCUUGCAACCGCCAGGCGACUCAAUCGCACGUGCGGCCAUCGUCGACGCAUUGGCCGCGGGCUGCAUACCAGUGCUCUUGCACCCGCGGCAGCCCUCCCUCUGGCCCUGGCACUGGAGUGCCGACGAGGUGAGCGUGCUCUUUGACUGGACCGACCGGCGGGGCGUCCGCCUCUACCCCAGCCCCUCUCGCCGCAGCCGCCUCUCUUUCUCUGGCCCCAACGCGAGCGCGCUCUUCGCACAGCUGGAAGCCAUCCCACCGGCGGUGAUCCAGGAGAAGCAGCGCGCGAUCGCGAGGGUGGUGGAUGGCAUGACGUACCGCGGCGAGACUGUGGGGCAGAGCGCCUGCCGGCGACCGGAGAGCCGCGACGCAUUCGACCUGUUUCUGCGAGGCGCGCUGGAAGGCCGGCCAGUACAUCGGUGA